Molecule: messenger RNA, 1734 nt
Organism: Theileria equi strain WA
Lineage: Eukaryota; Apicomplexa; Aconoidasida; Piroplasmida; Theileriidae
Exons: 1
Coding region: 1-1734 (577 amino acids)
Source: RefSeq, a predicted model, not a curated record
AUGAGGAUUAUAGCAAUACUAUGGACAGUGUAUUUGGUAGGAGUAUGUAACUGUGGAGAUAGUGAUGGCAAAGAAACAUUAAAGGGUGCAGAGAAACAGAAUCCUCCGGAACAUACACACCCAGAAACUUCCUUGACUUCCAAGGUAGAUGGAUCACUCUUUGACAUUGAGGAAUCAGAAGAAGAUACUGUUAAAGUUCUUAAACUUACUCCUAAAGGUGAGAAGGUAACUAAAGUCAACUAUGAUGAUAAGCAGAUUUGGUCUGGUAAAGCGAGAUUUAGUAAAUCAUCCAACUUGGUGGAGGCCCUGAUAUACUUUGAUGGUGAUAUUCCAGCGUUCGUUACCAUAAAGGCAGUCAAAGGAGGUAAAGAAUCCACGGUUUAUAGAUACCAUGAUGGUAAUAAAUGGAAGAAUGGUAAUGAGAAUAAACAUAAGAAGAAGCUCAAGGAACUGCGAGAUACUGCUAAACCAAAAGACGCUCCAGAAGCGACCAAGAAGGAACAGGAAGUCCCACAAGGACAAGCGCAGGGUAAACCUGAUAAACCCACCGAGAAUGCUAAAGAGCCUGGAACUGAUGAGGGGGAUAGUUCUACAGAAGAUAAUCUGGCUAAUGUAGAUCGGUCUGAUUCUAAACCUGAAGAACCUACAGUCCCUUUCCUUCCUGCUGUGGAUAUACUCCUCUUUGAUGCUUUGGGUUCUCUUGAAGGUGAUGUCCCAGUCCUUAAACUCAAAAUCAAGGAUGGUGCUAAGACCACUGAGCUCAAGUAUGAUAAUAAGCAGAUAUGGUCUGGUAAAGUGAGAGUUGGUACAUCAUCAAACUUGGUUGAGGCUCUGAUAUAUUUUAACGAGGAUACUCCAGAAUUAGCUGUAAUUUCCACUGAUAAGAAUUCAAAGGUCUAUAGAUACCAUAAUGGUAAAGAGUGGAAGAGUUGUAAGGAGAAAGACCAUAAUGUUGGACUUAAGAAACUAAAGGAAAACUGUAAGUCUGGAGAACAUACCCCUAAAUCCAAUUUCAAAUCCAAGAUUUAUUCCAAUAUAGCAAUCUUGGACCUAUCAAAACCAAAUCCAUCCGUAUGCAAAACAUUUGAUCUAAACAUUGAAGGGGUUCCUGCGAAACUAUAUCUUGCUCCAGCUAGUGUUGUAGUCGGAAAGAUAAUGAACAAAGACAAAGUCGUAUGGCUUGGCGGGGGUAUUAUAUUGUCAGGGAAGACUAAAUCGUGCCUUUACUGUAUUACAUUCUUCAAACAAAAGGAGAUAGACGCGAUAUUCACAGCUGUAAAAGAAGAACAUCUAGUCCAUAAGGAAUUUCGCGUUUAUAAUGAUAAAAACAACUGGCAACUGUCCGUUCAGGGCAAUGAUACGAAGAUGAAUGCAUUAAAGACCAUAAAGGAUCCAAUUACUAGAUUUUCCAUUGACAUUUCCUUAGACAAUACUAACGAAAACUGCAAAGUAGAGAAUUAUAAAGGUAGUGGUAUUACGACUCGCUUCUAUAUUCCCACUUUUGGUAAGGCCAUAGAGAAGAUUACAGAUGGUGAAAAGGUUAUUGGUUCACUUAACGAAGAAUACAUGUGUUACCUCUGUGAAUACCAUUUCAAGGGUUCCAGAAAGCUGCUAAGAGUACACAUCCAGAAAAACUUUACCAUUUAUAUGGUCUGCUAUGAGAAUGACGGCAGUGAAUGGAAGACGAUGUACGAAGAUCAAUUUGAAAACAAACUAGAGGAGAUGAAAAAGUAG